AUGUCCUACGGAAACCAGGAAUACGGCGGCGGCUCAGGCGGUAACAACUACUACGACCAGAGCCAAGAUUUCUCCGGCCGCAACGAAUCCCACGGAAACCAGGGCUACGGCGGUUCCAGCGGUGGCUACGGCGGGAACCAAAACCAGGGUAGCUACGGUGGUGGUGGUCGUCAGGAAGAAUCCUACGGCAACCAGAACCAGUACCAGAACCAGAACCAAGGUGGCUACGGCGGCCGCCAGGAAUCGAACUACGGUGGAAACAACAGCUACGGUGGAAACCAGGGUGGCUACAACAACCAAGGCAGCAGCUCCGGCUACGGCGAACAAACCCAAUCCCACCACAACCGCCGCAACAGCAACAGCAACAACAGCGACGACGACUUCAGCAGCGCGGCGCAACACGCACAGGAACACCACGACAGCGGUGCAUCCGGGUCUCUCUUCAACUCUGCAUUGGAUUUCAUUAAGGAGCGGAAGAGUCAGUAUAAUGAUUCUGAGGUUGAUGAGGAGCAUGCUGUGAAGUCGCACCAGGCUAUGUAUGGCUCUGGGUCUGGGUCUAGUUCUGGACAGCAUGAUAGCCAGACUCUUGGCGCCGGCGCUGCUAUGCAGGCUUUGAAGAUGUUUACCGGUGGUUCGAGUUCCGGGUCUGAUGGCGGUAUGGAUAAGAAUAAGUUGAUUGGGCUUGCUAUGGCUCAGGCUGGGAAAUUGUGGGAGGAGAAGAAUAGUUCUGGGAGUGUGUCUGGUGAUAAGCAGUCUGCUGUUAACAAUGCUGCCGAGAUGGCUCUUAAGAUGUACAUGAAGAGUCAGGGUGGUGGUAUUGGUGGUACUGGUGGUCCCAGUGGAUUGAUGGGUUUGGCGAGCAAGUUCCUCUUAUAA
This is a messenger RNA of Penicillium arizonense, 876 nucleotides long. RefSeq lists its product as uncharacterized. Lineage: Eukaryota; Fungi; Ascomycota; Eurotiomycetes; Eurotiales; Aspergillaceae. The transcript is spliced from 2 exons. The record is from RefSeq and is a predicted model, not a curated record. The coding region runs from base 1 to 876 and encodes 291 amino acids.